AUGAGCGGCACCAUGCGCUCUUUAAGGAAGGGCAUCUCGUGCCCGACCCAAGACCCGAAUUGCACGCGCAUUGUGGAAACUCUCUCCUCGUGGAACAAUUCCGUGAUGAGCGCGUAUAGGCUGGUGGACUUACCCCCCAUGACUACAUCCGUUGCCAUGGUGAGAGAGUCUGUCUACCCGUUCCCCACAGUGGAUGUGCCUGAUCAUGCUCAUUACACUAUCGGCGCUGUCAUCCUUGCAGUUGGCAUCACUGGCAUGGUGGGCAACUUUCUGGUCAUCUAUGCCUUCAGCAGGAGCCGUACACUGAGGACACCUGCUAACUUGUUUAUAAUAAAUCUGGCCAUCACAGACUUCCUCAUGUGUGCCACCCAGGCGCCUAUCUUUUUUACUACCAGCAUGCACAAGAGAUGGAUCUUUGGAGAGAAAGGUUGUGAGUUGUAUGCAUUCUGUGGAGCUUUAUUCGGCAUCUGCUCCAUGAUCACACUCAUGGUCAUUGCAAUUGAUCGAUACUUUGUGAUCACGCGGCCGCUAGCCUCCAUCGGAGUGCUGUCUCAGAAGAGAGCUUUUCUGAUUCUUUUGGUAGCCUGGGCUUAUUCACUUGGUUGGAGCCUGCCACCCUUCUUUGGUUGGAGUGCUUAUGUUCCUGAAGGGCUGUUGACAUCUUGCACCUGGGAUUAUAUGACCUUCACACCCUCCGUGCGAGCUUACACCAUGCUCCUCUUCACCUUCGUCUUCUUCAUUCCACUAAUUGUCAUCAUCUACUGCUAUUUUUUUAUCUUUCGUUCCAUUCGUAGUACUAAUAAAGCUGUGGGCAAAAUUAAUGGGGAUAACAAGAGAGACUCAGUUAAAAGAUUCCAAAGACUGAAAAAUGAAUGGAAGAUGGCGAAAGUCGCUCUCAUUGUUAUUUUCAUAUAUGUCAUCUCCUGGUCUCCAUAUUCGACUGUGGCACUAACAGCCUUUGCUGGGUAUGCUGACAUGCUCACACCAUAUAUGAAUUCAGUACCUGCGGUGAUAGCCAAAUCUUCAGCCAUUCACAAUCCUAUCAUCUACGCCAUCACACACCCCAAAUACAGGAUGGCCAUAGCAAAAUACAUUCCAUGUCUUCGCCUGCUGUUGUGCGUUCCCAAGCGUGAUCUCCACUCAUUCCACAGUAGCUCAAUGUCCACACGCCGUUCCACUGUCACGAGCCAGUCCUCUGAUAUGUCCGGAUAUUUCCGCAGAACCAGCACUGGCAAGUCCCGGCUCUCCUCCGCCUCUGACAGUGAAUCUGGCUGGACAGACACUGAGGCUGAUCUCUCGAGCAUGGGCUCCAGACCAGCCAGUCGGCAGGUGUCAUGUGACAUAAGCAAGGACACCACUGAGCUCCCAGAUUUCAAACCAACUAACUCAUCCAGCUUCAAGUCUAAACUCAAAAGCCAUGACUCAGGCAUCUUUGAAAAGAGCUCCUCUGAUGUUGAUGAGAUGUCUAUGGUUGGACUCAGUCAACCUGACUCUACUGUCCCUCUAGCUGCUGGUGAUAGUACAGAAGUGUCAGUUUCAAGAGGUACGAUUGGUCGGAUCCCCAGCAUUGUUAUCACUUCUGAGUCCAACUCUUUGCUGCCCUUAGUGAGGCCUAGCUGCAGAAGUAGCCGCUCAAGUUUGUCCAGUGGCAGUGUUGGGGCAAAUCCCUUCAGCAGAGACUCUCGAGGAGAGGUCCAGCAGGGGGCAGUACAUCUCUCCACUGCUCCUGAAACACCCGAGCUCCCUCUAUUAGAAAACCCUUGCCCUCAAUAACUCUUCUUAAAAGCUUAUGCUGCAUUCAUGUGCAAUCGGAAUAAUCCUACUUCCCACUUCUGAAGUGGUAAUUACGAGUAUGUCGUGUUCACGUGCUUUGUUGUCAGAAAGAACAGGAAACAUGGACGACGCCAGGUUCAUUCAUACAUAUUUCUUGAGGAACUUUUAUUUUGACACCAUAAUACAUAUCACUCAGUUAGCUUGCUGACGAUAAUGGAAUUUUGGUCAAAUACAAGCUAUUUUCACUGUGUAAAAAUGUACAACAUGCAUAGAAUGGUUGCUGAUUUACAUAAAUUAAUAUGACCAAAGUGGAAAGCGCUAACAAUUAGCUGCAUUUAGAAAAAUGAACAAAACCUGUCAUUCACUUCAUAAACUGUACUCUCCUCCACCAUGUUGAAAGUACUCCUCCCAUCUCGGAAACUCAGGUAUCAAAAUUAUCUCCGAGUUUUCCAGUCGUAAUUACGACUUGAGGGGUUAUUCAUGUGCAACUUCCGAGUGGGAAACUCGUAUUUACGAUAAUUCCGAUAGCACGUGAAGGCAGCAUUAGUCCUUAUACCUCUUCACCUGCUGUCCAAAAUCUUAUGUUCAGGCAUAAGAGUUUGUUUGUUUGUUUUUUGUUUUUGUGAGUUAUCCUGUUAUGUGGUGUAGAAGUUUAGCAAUGCAAACUUGAAGUCAAGACAAAAACAGAGAGGUAGUAAUCUGUGCUCUGAAUGUAAAAUGUGAAAAUGGAUUGUUGUCUUCCUGUUACAUGUGUAAUACCUCACCUCAGCUGUAAAAGGAUGUCCAAUAUUUGUUUCAAGGGAAAAUUUAAGGGACUGUGCUUUGAAUCAGGCAAAGCUACUUAAGCUGAUCCAUGGAGAGUUAUUGGAAGGAAAGAAUAUUUGGCUGGGAAAGGACAUCUGAAAGUACUUUUUGUCUGUUCAUUGACAUCAAAUAGGCCGCGAUGGGAAGUUGUUUUUGUUAUAGUAUCAAGGUUCUGAUAUAGUAUCAGAGGUAUCGGAGGUAUGCAUUGUAAGUUUUAUUUUGAAAAUUGUACUCUUAUGAAUACAUUUAUGUGAACUGUAUUUGCAACUGUAACUUUAUAUCUGACCUCCCAUCUAAUUUUAAAAGCUGUGUGGUAUUUUCCAGGUUGUAGGAGGUUCUCAUCCAGUUGUUUUGGAAAAGCAUUUUAGAUGUCUGAUGUUGCACAAUUGUUUUAUUUGUAACUGUGUAUUUACCGGUACUUAUUAUGCAUUUAAUUGUAAAGUUCUUGUAAUAUUAUUAAUGGCCUCUGAAAAUAACAAUGUGGGGCAAUAGAUCCUUGAUAACGUCAGUAAAAGAAUGUGGUAUUUAAUUUGUAUUUGUUAUCAUAGUUUACAAAUAGGUGUGAAAGGAGUUCAUUCUUCGGUUGUAUGUCACACAAUGCUAUUCCAUUAAUGAUAAUAGGAAGGAACACAGAUACAUAUUUCACCAUAAAGCAUGUGAAUUACUCUAAUGGCUUAUUUAUUUAUUUAUUUAUUUAUUUUUUAUCAUAGUAACAGAUGUAAUAUAAUGUUUGAAGAGAUAAAAGAAAAAAGAUUUGUAUGUUGCUUUGGAAAGAAGUCAUCUCAAACUGCACAAACCACGUAAUGUAAAUGCCUGGAGUGGGGACACAUGAUUAUCUCAGUAAAUCUAAAACAGUGCAGCCAUGAGAGAAUGCAUUCAACUGAUGUCAUGCAUGCUGUGUUUGUCACCAUGAAUCCAUCAUCAAUAUAGCACCCUAAUGAAUACUGGUCUCUGAACGGCAUGCACAACUAAAACCAGUUUGACAAAUCACCUCCCUAGACAUGACAUGAUGGUGUUUGUUUUUAUAUAAAAAGAACUGUUUAUUGUUUGUGUUGCUAAAUUUCAACGUUCACAUGAACUCACACAAUCAAAUUAUAGUCAACUAUUAAUGUUUCAGCUAUAAUAUUGCCUUUUGACUCAAUUAAUAUUUAUUAGGGCUGGAUGUACAGGACCUCAAACAUGGUGGUGGCUGCUCUUAUAGACAGUUUUGAAAGACAUAUUUAGCAAAUAAUCAUGACAUAGAAUUUAAACUUUGUUACACUCUCUAGAGCUGGGUCUAGUGUUAAUUUGUUUUUGUUUUUUUCUAGAAAAGGUAGAACAAUGGCCAAAAGUUAAGGAAUCAUUCAUAUCAUUUUAUUCCAAAGAAUUUUGUGAAGUAUGGUAUCAGAGUUUAUAUCAAUUAAUGUGUAUCCAUUUAAAUUAAAGACACCAUAUAUAUGUGUAUUUAUUAAACAUGA
Myxocyprinus asiaticus (Chinese sucker) is the source of this 4034-nucleotide messenger RNA. Its product is annotated as melanopsin-A-like. The record is from RefSeq and is a predicted model, not a curated record. NCBI's taxonomy places the organism in Eukaryota, Metazoa, Chordata, Actinopteri, Cypriniformes, Catostomidae. The transcript is spliced from 11 exons. Gene Ontology annotation, biological process: G protein-coupled receptor signaling pathway; visual perception. Bases 1 to 1773 code for a protein of 590 amino acids. Gene Ontology annotation, molecular function: G protein-coupled receptor activity. Gene Ontology annotation, cellular component: membrane.